Peromyscus leucopus (white-footed mouse) is the source of this 1902-nucleotide messenger RNA. RefSeq names its product rab GTPase-activating protein 1-like. The record is from RefSeq and is a predicted model, not a curated record. NCBI's taxonomy places the organism in Eukaryota, Metazoa, Chordata, Mammalia, Rodentia, Cricetidae. The transcript has 6 exons. The coding region runs from base 235 to 996 and encodes 253 amino acids.
UUCCUGCCGGGCGGUCCUCUCCCCUCCUCAGCCCGCUCCCUCCGCCCCGCUCCCUCCGCCCUCCCUGGGCUUCGGCAGCGGCGGCGGCGGAGUGAACGGGACGGGCCCGCCCGACCGCAGAGCUCUGGGCGGCGGGUGGGACUCGGACGUCUGACAGAGUUGUUGUUCCGGCAGCGGCCGCGGAGACGUGAGUUUUGCCAGGUGGAUGUGGGAAGAGAAGUUUGCAGAACUGAAAUGGAGGUCAGAGCUUCAUUACAGAAGGUUAGUGGGUCAUCUGAUUCUGUGGCCACAGAGAACAGUGAAGAAUUUGUUUUGGUUCCUCAGCACACAGAUGAUACUUCUACAAAGGAUGACGGAAAGCCGCAGCUGAAGAUAGCUUCCAAUGGUGAUGAACAGUUGGAAAAAGCCAUGGAAGAGAUUUUGAGAGAUUCUGAGAAAGGACAAAGUAGCCUAUUUGUUGAUUGUCAGGGUUCCAAUGAUAUUUCAGACUACUCCUUUGGAGAUGUUCCAGCCAGCCAAACAAAUAAGCCAUCUCUUCAGUUAAUUUUGGAUCCAUCAAACACAGAAAUUUCCAAACCCAGACCGUCUUCUCCAAGUGGACUUUCUGAAGAAGACAGUGUUCUAUUUAACAAAUUGACUUACUUAGGAUGUAUGAAGGUUUCUUCCCCACGUAGUGAAGUAGAGGCUUUACGGGCAAUGGCAACCAUGAGAGCCUCCAGUCAGUACCCCUUUGCUGUUACACUGUAUGUGCCCAAUGUUCCAGAAGGUUCUGUGAGAAUUAUAGACCAGUCAAGCAGUGUGGAGAUAGCAUCCUUCCCAAUUUAUAAGGUGUUAUUCUGUGCACGUGGGCAUGAUGGGACAACAGAGAGCAAUUGCUUUGCAUUUACAGAGAGUUCUCAUGGUUCAGAAGAAUUUCAGAUACAUGUUUUCUCCUGUGAAAUUAAAGAGGCACUGUCACUUAAUACACCUGUAUGGUUACUGGAUCACUGGAACUGAACAACAAGGGGAUAAACUGAAGAAUUCAAGAACCUGCUGCUUGAGAGAUGGAAAUGCUGCCCUAGGAAGAAACUGAGAGGGAACCUGCUGCAUGUAUUUCUAUAACUGAUGGUAUGCAAUCUCUUUUAGGAUUAUAGUAUCUAUUUAUUUAUUUAUGAAUUGAAGAGCUUUUAAUAGUGGGUGAUGAAUGGGAAAAAAGUGGGAAAUUCUUGACUUGAUAAUUUUGGAGAUACUACUAUUACAUUUCUAGACAGUGUAUUGCUGGCUGUGAUUUUCAUGUUUUAAUUUUUAAAAAACACACUUUUGAAAGUUUUAUUGUCAAUCAUUGAUGAAUAAAACAUAUUGUUUGAAAAAGGAGGUACAGGACUAUGGCCAUUAAAUCUUAUUGGGAGAGAACAUUUGUAAAUAUUGAGUAACCCAGUGUAUAUAGAGAGCUUAUGUCAGCCAUUGUGUGAACCAUCUGCUUGAUUGAUGCUCCUAACAUCCCAUGGAUGGGUAGGAUUUUUUUUAGACAACUGAAAUUAUAUUUGCCUGGAACAACCUUAAUUUAUGCCUGUUGUCCAGGUAUAUUACUAAUACCCUUACAUUUACUUUAAAAAAUGUUCUGGUUUAGAUGAUAAUUUGUGUGGUUACCUUUUGCUUGACCCAAGACAAAGAGAAUGGGUAAAAGAGCUGGGCUUCAAAUUGAAGCCUUUAGCUCAGAAGAACUAUAUAUUUAUUUUCAGCAAAUAAAUAAAUGUUGUUGUUUAAAUAUUGUAAAAAGUAGGGGCCAGUGAGAUAGCUGAGUGGAUAAGGGUGCUUGCUGUCAAGGCUGACAACUUCAGUUUGAUCUCUGGCACAUAUAAAGUGGACCUAUCCUCUGCCUUCUACCCACAUGUGCAACACCACACACACAUAUGCAUACAG